This is a messenger RNA of Hevea brasiliensis (rubber tree), 1592 nucleotides long. RefSeq lists its product as uncharacterized. The transcript has 5 exons. Bases 254 to 1369 code for a protein of 371 amino acids. The record is from RefSeq and is a predicted model, not a curated record. NCBI's taxonomy places the organism in Eukaryota, Viridiplantae, Streptophyta, Magnoliopsida, Malpighiales, Euphorbiaceae.
UAUUGCUAUUACUGACCAGUUCUGACCUUCCCUGCUCUCUCUCUCUCUCUCUCUCUCUCUCUCUGCGUCUGCGCUAGCUAAAGAACUACAUGCUCUCUGCCAAAAGGAAAAGAAAAGAGAAAGGAAAGGAAUGUUCUUCUUCUUCUUCUUUUAUUAAGUGGCUGUUUCUUUUGAACGAAGAAACAAGUGUGCAUAUAGAUAGAAAGAUAUAUACGGGAAGAGAGAUAACAGGGAGACCAAAAAGUAUAACGGAAUGGGUGGGGUGACUUCUUCCAUGGCAGCAAAAUUCGCUUUUUUCCCGCCGAACCCUCCUUCCUACAAGCUAAUUACUGAUGAUGCCACUGGCCUUUUGCUUCUGGAUCACUUCCCUCACCGCGAGAAUGUCGACGUCUUGCGCCUUCCUACCCGACGGGGCACCGAUAUCGUUGCCGUGUACGUUAGGUACCCCAUGGCCACCUCUACUCUGCUCUAUUCUCAUGGAAAUGCUGCUGAUAUUGGCCAGAUGUAUGAGCUCUUCAUCGAAUUGAGCAUCCACUUGCGUGUAAAUCUCAUGGGGUAUGACUACUCUGGCUAUGGACAAUCAUCAGGCAAGCCCACUGAGCACAAUACUUAUGCUGAUAUUGAAGCUGCUUAUAAGUGUCUUGAAGAGAGCUAUGGUACCAAGCAGGAGAAUGUCAUCCUUUAUGGUCAAUCUGUUGGUAGUGGGCCUACUUUGGAUCUUGCUGCACGUUUACCUCGGCUAAGAGCUGUUGUCCUGCACAGUCCUAUACUAUCAGGGUUAAGAGUCAUGUAUCCUGUGAAGCGCACAUUCUGGUUUGAUAUCUACAAGAACGUAGACAAGAUUCCAUUGGUGAAGUGUCCUGUGCUGGUUAUCCAUGGAACAUCUGAUGAAGUAGUUGAUUGUUCUCAUGGCAAGCAGCUCUGGGAAUUGUGCCAGGAGAAAUAUGAACCACUAUGGCUGAAAGGAGGAAAUCACUGUAAUUUAGAGCUGUAUCCAGAAUAUCUAAGGCAUCUGAAGAAGUUCAUAUCAACAGUUGAGAAAUCACCCUUGCGAAGAAAUGCUGGUAGGAGAAGUACAGAUGGAAUUGAACAGCCUAGACGGAGUACUGAUUGUUUUGAUGCACCGAGGAAGAGUACAGAUCGGAGGGAGAAACCAAGAAAAAGCACCGAUAGAACUGAAAAACUGAAGUUUCAUGAAUACAAAUUUACCAAUAUUGACAAGCUAGAAAAGUUAAGGAUCCCCUUUGACCAAAUGGAGAGGUCACGGAGAAGUGUGGAAUACCAUGAGAAGUCUCGGAAGAGCAUUGACCUACAGCUAGAAAAGGCACGGAAAAGUGUUGAUUGGCUGGAUAGGAUUCGUGCUGGAUAAGAAUGCCAAAUCCUUUGUAAAAUUUGUGCACUAGAUUGAUUUUAGAGGGGACAGGGAAAGUGGGAAAAAAAGGGGAAUUAUUUGGUAUUUAACUUGUGAUUUCAGUGUGUGUGGCUUGCUCAUUGAAAUUGCAUAAUAACUGUGUAAUGGGAUUGUAGAUGUUUGAUAUAUUGGGUGGGAUUUGUUAUCCUUAGUUAAUGGAAGAAUUCUAACCUCUUUAUUA